Messenger RNA from Linum trigynum, 1737 nucleotides. NCBI's taxonomy places the organism in Eukaryota, Viridiplantae, Streptophyta, Magnoliopsida, Malpighiales, Linaceae. The record is from the annotation of a GenBank genome assembly.
UUAUACCCAAAUCACCCAAUUAAGAGACAAUGUAACCACUCUAAAUUCGGACACAACUUAAGGCAUAGCUCGAUAUUCUGUCUACAUGGAUGACUUAGAUACUCAAUCAUGUUUCGUACUUCAAAAAAUAAAAUUACCACUCAAACAAAAUAGCAAACAAAUCAGUCAGUAACUGAACGUUGUGUAUCGAAGCAUCCUGCAUAGUCAUCAACAAAUCAUGUCAAGAUAUAUAUGUAUCGGUGCCUGAUUUCUAUAGGUAUUCAAAAAUUGCACAUGAUCGUAAAUACUUCAUUGUACACUUUAACUCGUAGUUUUAAAUUUGAGCUGAUUUGGUGCAAAAUUCAAAAUCUACAAAACCUACGGAAACUCAUGAGAUAGAAAGUGGACUCAGUGAGUUGUGGGCUUUUAAGUCUGCUAACUUAGCUGGACCUCUUAAGCCCAUUCCUUUCUCGCACAAAUUCAGCCCACUCUCUUCCUCUACGGUGCCGUCUUCACAAACCUAGUGUCCGAGUAUCGGACCAACUCGAGCGGGACGGGAAAUUCGCCGAAUUCACUCACCCGUCGCCGUUCAUCUUCUUCCGAGUUCUGUCAGUUUCGGCUCCGAAAAGAGAGAGGGUUUCUGACUUUCUUCACACUUUCUCAGUAAUGGCAUCCAAACCCAGUCCUGGAGUUCCCACAACGUACUCUCCGACGCCGUCCUCGAAAAAAACACGGCUCGAUGUCGAUUGGGUCCGACCCGACAGCCGUGGAUUCCAUCAGUGUCGCCCCGCCUUUUUCAGGACAGCUGCUGUAAAUGCUGCUGCUGGAUCUGCUUAUGCAGAGUUUGGAAAUACAAAGGUCAUUGUUUCUAUAUUUGGACCCAGAGAAAGCAAGAAGGCAAUGUUGUAUAGUGAUGUGGGCCGGUUAAAUUGCAACGUUAGCUACACGAAAUUUGCUACUCCAGUGCGUAGUCAGGAGGCAGACUGUAAAGAGCUGUCUUCAAUGCUUCACAAAGCUCUCGAAGGUGCCAUAUUGUUGGAAACUUUUCCAAAGACAACAGUAGAUGUUUUUGCUUUGGUGUUGGAGUCUGGAGGCAGUGAUCUUCCUGUGGUAGUGUCCUGUGCAAGCCUUGCCCUAGCCGAUGCAGGGAUUAUGAUGUAUGACCUUGUUGCUGGUGUUUCUGUGGCCUCUCUCGGUAGAAAAAACCUAGUGAUUGAUCCAGUACAAGAAGAGGAAAGCUCUCAAGAUGGAAGCCUAAUGCUGACUUGUAUGCCAUCAAGAUACAAGGUUACCCAGCUAACCAUUACAGGAGAAUGGUCAUCGGCAAACCUGAACGAGGCCAUGGAGCUAUGUCUCGAUGCUUGCUCUAAGCUUGCGAAAAUUAUGAGGUCUUGUCUGAAAGAUGCUGCCUCUUCAGUUUCCCACGAUUAGAACAGAUGAAAUAGGUACAACUCUUGUUUUUCUUCGUUGCAGUUCCAUUUAUGUUCUGUGAGCUAAAGGAAAUUAUGGCUUUUGCUGCCAUUUGUGCAUACUGCAGAGAUUCUGACCUCUUCGUUGGUCUUUUUUACUUGCUUCUCCCCCAGCUAACUUUUUGUAGUAAAAGCCAAUGAAGGAAAGUGGCAGAGUGGUUCGAAUUUGAGUUGAAUCCAAAGAGACCUGGUGGAGCUUGGGACGAUAGAUCGAGUCCAUUGACCCUUUCCGUGGGGAAAUUUUGAAUGUGAUUAUUAUGUUUCCAUUCAAUAGAGAGUUAUUCUGUCC